Beauveria bassiana ARSEF 2860 is the source of this 1677-nucleotide messenger RNA. RefSeq lists its product as uncharacterized. The transcript has a single exon. Gene Ontology annotation, cellular component: DNA ligase IV complex; nucleus. Gene Ontology annotation, biological process: double-strand break repair via nonhomologous end joining. Lineage: Eukaryota; Fungi; Ascomycota; Sordariomycetes; Hypocreales; Cordycipitaceae. The record is from RefSeq and is a predicted model, not a curated record. The coding region runs from base 1 to 1677 and encodes 558 amino acids. Gene Ontology annotation, molecular function: DNA end binding.
AUGGCGGGCGCCAAAACAUGGCGACCCCUGCGCCUUUCAGGAGAAGGCGAAUUACCACCGCUCCUGGUUGCCUUUGAGACAAAGGCAUCCGAAUAUUCAAUUCAGGUUACAGACAUGGCUCAUGUAUGGACCGAGUCGAUGGAGAGGAAAGCUAUUUGCAUGAGAGCAUGGAAAGAAGAUACGAGCAUCGACCCGAGCGAUACGCCUGAGAAUAUGGGCAAGUUUCUCCAGACGCUCCGGGGUGCGCUGGAUGAGACGGCUGAUGGGCAUGAUGAAGCCACUUUUACGCUUUCGCCAGGAUCAUCGGCGGAUUCUGGAAAAGAAGGCUUAAAGUUGGUGGCCACUUGCCAGCUCGCCGGAUUUGAGCCCCUGGAAUGGCCAUUCCAUUUGAAGAAGUCAUCAUCUAUUGCCAUUACAAACGAGUUUGCGAUCCCCAUUGUUGAGGAUCUCUACUUCAGGAGCCGCCAAGUGGACAUGUUGAUACAGACAUUAGCGCACAAAGAUGCGGUAAUUGCCAAGCUCUCUGACAAGCUCGAAGCUACCGGCACAGGCUUGGAGCAUGUAUUUACAGCGCUCUCAGGCCGCAAAAAGGUGACGCGAGAGACUGCGGAUGGCAAAAUCAGAGGUCUCGCGCCAUUCAACGAGCAAAAGAUGAAUGAUGAGCUCCGUAACAACGCUGAUCAGCCUGGCGACGUGACCGACUUGGUGCAAAGAGUCUUUGGCGGCAAUUCGGGACUACCUGGUAUGUCAAUGAACUUUGCAUCCAGCAACCUGGACGGCUGGUGGCGCAGCUUCAGUAGCAAAACAAGUCUACCGCAUCGCACUGCUUCUACAGAUGAUAAUCAAACAGGAGCCCCGGACUCAGCAGAACCCUCCUCGCCCCCAGACGUCAACGAUGUGACGAUGGGCGAUGAUGACGACAAUGACGACGAGUUUCAGAUCCAAUCUACUCCAUUACGUCUCAUGCCAAAGACCGAGACUGGCCGAGGCAAAGACGCUCAUACACAGCAGAGCUCGCCUGCAAAAGCCGUCAAGGCAGAGCAUGCGUCAUCUCAGGAGCCGAAGAAAGUUGGCCGCAUCGGCGCAAUAGGCGGCAAGAAAUCGGUACCACCUCCAUCGCCGCCGCCCAAGGCCGUCAGCCCACCCCCUCCCAAGACCAAGGAAGCCAUGGCAGAUGACAACGAGACCGCAUCAGAAACGGCUAGUGACGUAGACGAGACUGCUUCUCUUCCUGACGAGGCCGCAUCAUCACCACCACCUGCUGACUCGUCCCCUCCUCGUUCCCCUCCAUCCUCCUCUGCGCCUGCAAAAAAGAGCGGUCUGGGCCGCAUUGGUGGAAAACCAAAACGGCCGGUGCAUGAUGCAGGGAUAAUAGAGGAUGACGCUGUUUCUGCAGCAACAACCAAGGGCGAGGAAGAGGCUGGUUCGACUGCGCCCAAGAGGUUGGGCGUCAUUGGCAAGCGGGCUGGAGCCGGAACAGCGCCGUCGGCAGAUGUGACAAGGGAUGACGCGCGGCGUGGCCGUGCAACGUCUCGCAAUGCAUCAGCAGCAGAGGCUAGGGAGGAGAAGAAGAAGGAGACAUCGUUGGAACGCGCGGAUAGAAAGCGGGAGGAACUAAAAAGGGAGCUGGAGAAGAAGGCAGCGGCUGGACCAGCAAAGAAGAAGAGGAGGUUCUAA